UAAAACCUAGCCGCCGCAACCACCUCUCCCGUAGCCGCCUCCCGGCGCCCGGCGUCCGCACCCGGUCGCCAGCCUCCGAGCAGACCCCCGUCAACCUCGGCGACGCCACUUCAGUUCGUUUCUCCGGCGUCGCCACUUCGGGUCCCGUCCACUCUCCGGCGUCGCCUCCUCCAGAUCUGUUGUCUCCCCUCCACAUCUCCAAAUCCACGCCGGCGUCGAGAACAAAGACACUCGCUUUUUGCAGAGAUUUGAGUCUCCACCGGUCGAAGAUGAACAAGUGGCGGCGUUACUUGUAUCUCGUGGUGGACAAUGUGAACGGAACCUACCCUCUGCGCCGUAUAGACGCAUCAACUUUGUUCUACCCAAGAGAUGGAUGGAAAAGACCUCCUAGAUUGCAGGAAACUCCGUUGCCUCACCCCCACCUCCAUUUCACCCCUUCACGUAUCAAGGACGGCAAGGGGGCCCUGGAAUUCUUCGGUUUUUUUGGCCGCGGUCAGAAGAAGAGCCUUUUGGCCGCUGUCGACUACAAGGGAUUUUCCCAGACCUACGAUGCCGAGGACCGCACCAUCCAUGUCAUCGUCUCGCCUAAUGAGCCAAAGCACCACAACCCUGUCUCCCUCGCUGUUGGUGAAGCUCUCUAUGUCAUGGAUAGGAAGCCGGUCCCAGGUAGCUGCUGUGGCUUUGAGGCCCUCACAUUUGACAUGCCGAAGGAAGUGAUGGGCAAGUUGGGCUGGGACUGGUACUGGCACUGCCUCAAGGCACCACCUUUCGUGCUUGAGCCUGGCUACAACAACACAAGCAUCCAGGGUUACACGGUGGUUGGUGGCUUCAACAUCUGGAUAUCCACAAGGGGCAUUGGCACCUACUCAUUUGACACAGAUAAUGGCUCGUGGAGUAAGGCUGGCGACUGGGAGCUGCCCUUCCAUGGUCGUGCUGACUUCUUCCCAGAGCAUGGCAUAUGGCUUGGCUUCUCAUCUCAGGGGAAUCUGCUCUACUCGUCAGACCUCGGAGUCUCUAUGCAGUGUAAACCGGAGUUGGACAUGAUUUGGAAAGAUCCGAACCCACUGGAGGAGUGGAUUCCUCUCAAGUCACACCUUGUGCAUCUGGGGUCUGACAAGUUCUGCGUCGCCAGGAUGUUUGAAAGAGUAGAUAUGACUAUUCGUGGCAGCAUACCUCAUGUUGAGAGGUUUGCCGUCUUCACUGGGUUGGUGCUGCAACCUAGCAGGGAUGGCAAGGAGCCUGAGAUGGUGAAUCACAUUUCUCGAAUAUACAGGUUUCAUGGAAUCACCACCUGUUGGGUUUUCUGAGUUGAAUCAGUCAAACUGGAAGCAUGGAGCCCCCAAAUAGUGCAAAUUGCUAGCUUCUGACCUGUGACAACACCAAUGAGGAUGACACCAAUCUGCAGAGAUGGCUGCUGCUACCAAUUCUUGCCAACAAGGAUGGCUGACGCCAAAUAGCACUUGUUGCUUGGUUUAUUCUGAUUCCAUCGCUUUUGUAAUUUGCACUGUCUUACAUCUAUGCACUUAAUAUUGGUGAAUUGUGUGUUCUGUGCUAGUUUCUGUAGUCAGUUAUUUCGUUUCUUGUAUUUAAUUUAAUUUUUGUUGGUCA
This is a messenger RNA of Setaria italica (foxtail millet), 1608 nucleotides long. RefSeq lists its product as uncharacterized. The record is from RefSeq and is a predicted model, not a curated record. Lineage: Eukaryota; Viridiplantae; Streptophyta; Magnoliopsida; Poales; Poaceae. The transcript has 2 exons. Bases 270 to 1307 code for a protein of 345 amino acids.